This is a messenger RNA of Hirsutella rhossiliensis, 2673 nucleotides long. RefSeq names its product PIF1-like helicase domain-containing protein. NCBI's taxonomy places the organism in Eukaryota, Fungi, Ascomycota, Sordariomycetes, Hypocreales, Ophiocordycipitaceae. Gene Ontology annotation, molecular function: DNA helicase activity. Bases 1 to 2673 code for a protein of 890 amino acids. Gene Ontology annotation, biological process: DNA repair; telomere maintenance. The transcript is spliced from 5 exons. The record is from RefSeq and is a predicted model, not a curated record.
AUGGACGGCUGGCAGUAUGCCGACGGCUCCACUGUUCCGACCGUCAUCAUGGACUGCAUGCGAAGAGAGGAACCGUCGACCGUUGAGAAGACACAAACGGACCACAUAGUCCCGGACACUGAUCGAGGCUUGGAGGAAAGCAGCUUCAGAAGUAUCGACGAUCUUGUGAACUCGAUCGAUCCUCCUUUCGUCGCUGAGUGUUGCGAUGAGGACUUUGCUCUGUCGACUGAGCAGACUCAACCCUCCCCUGGUGACCCGGCGACUCCUGUCCCCGACUCGGCUGCCGUCGGCCUGGAAGUUGACACCGUCUGUGAGACGUCUACGUCCGGCAUGUUUCCUCUCGAUGGUCCGGCUGCCUUCGCCGAGACCGAUAAACUGUCGUUUCUGGCCGACAUCGUCAACGCCAAUCCGGACCGACAUGGCAACUCUGUGCCACUUGAGCAGGCCUAUGCAAACUUGACCGAGGACCGACUGAAGAGGGCCGAAGUGGAGAUGCGGGAGACGAGGACUACGUCGGACCCCGACAUAUCGGUCUUGCUUCGCGAGCUGUCGAUCUUUGGCCAUGCACAGCCGCUCUCGAACGAAUCCCGUUUACUUAUGCGGAGGAAGAUACAAGCUCUAGACAUCCGCGCCGGUAUGCCUGCAAUCUGGAUUACCAUCAGUCCCAACGACAUUAAUAACCCGGUAAAGAUGAAGCUUGCCAUUCAUAGGCUCCACGAUUAUGAGUCUGCGAAGGAGCUUUUGGCCGAUCUCCGUGAAAAGUACGACAGGAUCGCCCUGAGCACCAUGGAUCCGGUUAGCUCGGCCAUCUUCUUCCACCGAGAAAUAUCCCUAUUCUUUGAAAAGUAUGUGAAUACAGGCCGGGAAUCGAUCUUCGGGAAGAUCAGCCACUAUCCCUCUGAGGCAAGGAGGGCGAACCCUAUUAUGCCUGGAGGCGAUUCAGACUGUGAAGGCUGGAUGCAAAAGCUUCGACGGCCCGACCAGUACGCCGUCCCGAUCUUCCAAGGAUACAUCAGCGACGACCACGAGGACGAUCACCCAGUCUAUAUUAAGCGAAAGUCUGCCGAAGCCGCGCGUAAGGACGCGAAGCUCUGGGCCAGUCGGUCGGAGGGCGACGACACAAUUGACGUUGAGUACCCGCUUGGCGAUGGCCGAUACGAAGAAGAGCCUCCAGCGAUGGCUCAUCGUCAGGCCUACAGAGCUCUACUCCAGAUUUUGCGAAAUGCCGUGCAGGACACGGACGCCACAAAAGACUCACCCGUCCUUGGAGGUUUAAUACACGAUCUGUGGGAAGAGAACCCGGCUGGAGAAGAGCAACCUUUUGUCCAACGUCAAGAGGAUCUGUACCGGAAUAUGCCCCAUGAUCAAGGUGACGCCUUGUGUCAACUCCCCAUAUCUCGAGACGAUGUCCAGGCAGCGGCCAAGGCCCAACAACUAUUGCAUCUUCGGAUGCUAGACGACAUUGAGGGUGGUUCCCAGGGGACCAUGCUUUCCGCGGAUGGCGCCGACAUCGACGAUACGCUAGCUCGCUACGGCGAUACGGAGUCCCUGCUGGGCCCGGGCAGCGACCUCAAUGAACGAGGCCCUCGGAUGCUUGUCGACGUCAGUCCGGCAACUAGCUUCGCGGAGAUGGGACACACCGCCGCGGCCAGCUUUACACUGAACUAUCUACAGACCAUGGCCCUUCAACUCGUUUGCCUGUUUCUGGACAAGUAUACUGCCAAUCCGGACUCAGCGGGUCAGCAUCUUCAAUACACCGGCGGGCCGGGUGGCACGGGAAAGUCGAGGAUUAUCGAUGCCCUGAAGGACGUGUUCGCGGCGAGGAACCAGCCGCAUCUUCUGCAGAUAACCGGCACGUCGGGCAGUUCGGCGGCCCAGAUUGGCGGCACGACCAUCAACUCGGCCUGUGGGUUGAUUCCCAUCGCGAUCCAAACAAACCGCCUCCCCUUCUCGGAGGCGAAGAAGUGGAUCUGGAAACAGAAGCUGGUACUCGUGAUUGACGAGGUCAGUAUGCUGGGAGGAGCCACUCUGCACAACGUCAGUCAUUACCUGCAGGCACUCCGUGACUGUCCGGACGAACCGUUUGGCGGGAUGCCCGUCGUUCUACUGAUGGGAGACUUCUACCAGUUCGCCCCCGUGCGGGAAACAAGCCUACUGAUCAUCAGACCGCCGGACCGAACAGAGACCCCCUUGCGACAAGCGACCAUAUCUCGCCACAGCGGCUGCAGAUUGUGGCAUCUGUUCAAAACCGUGGUGCUCCUCGAAGACCAAGUCCGCGCACGCAACGAUCCCCAGCUCCGUGCACUCCUGGAUCGAGUUCGUAACGGGCGCCAGACCCAUGAAGAUCUGAUCUUGCUCAAUGCCAACAUUGUAGGACGCUCGCAAAUCACCUUCCACGAUGGUUUGCGCGCUAUAACGCCGCUGAACCGCACCCGGUGGGCCCUCAACAUGGAAGCUGUUGUGGGCUGGGCGCGCUUCAACAAGCGGCACAUCCGUAUCUUUGUCUCGACUCACACCUGGCGCAACGGCACGCUGUCUCCAAACCUCAUAGCGCGAACCAUCGGACAAGGCGACGACUCUGCCUGCAAAGUCCCCGGCGUCUUCUUCUACGCCCAGAGCAUGCCCGUGGUUGUGAACAAGAACAUCUACACUGGCCUGAAGGUGAUGACGUGA